This is a messenger RNA of Hippocampus zosterae (dwarf seahorse), 1951 nucleotides long. It is a transcript of the gene desma, whose product is annotated as desmin a. The coding region runs from base 104 to 1525 and encodes 473 amino acids. The record is from RefSeq and is a predicted model, not a curated record. The transcript has 10 exons. Lineage: Eukaryota; Metazoa; Chordata; Actinopteri; Syngnathiformes; Syngnathidae. Gene Ontology annotation, biological process: skeletal muscle organ development. Gene Ontology annotation, cellular component: Z disc; sarcolemma; cell-cell junction.
UGCAGCUGGGGGACCCUUCACUUGGUUCCUCUCCCAUUCACCCAUUGGCUCAGUUGGGUCUUGGUUUCUCCAGCAGCUCCACCACAGCAAAUAACCGUCAGCCAUGAGCAAGUCCUACUCCUCCUCGGCCCAGACGGCCUCCUCAUACCGUCGCACCUUUGGUUCUGGUGUCAGUUCAUCCCCGAUGUCUUCCCUUUUCUCCACUCACGGAGGAGGAGGAGGUCGCAGCUCCUCAACCCAUACUACUCGAAUGUAUGAGGUGAAGAGUGGUGCUCCUUUGUAUUCCAGCUUCAGGGUGUCCUCCGGCGGUGCUGGGAUCGGCUCCUCCAAAGCCAUGCGCACCUACGGCGAGAAACUUGACUUCAACCUGGCCGAUGCCAUGAACCAGGACUUCCUCAACACAAGGACCAACGAGAAGGCCGAGCUUCAGCAUCUCAACGACCGCUUCGCCAGCUACAUUGAGAAAGUUCGUUUUCUCGAGCAGCAGAACGCUGCCCUGACGGUAGAGAUCGAAACGCUCAAGGGCCGUGAGGGACCCGGGCGUGUGGCUGAGAUGUAUGAAGAUGAAAUGAGGGAGCUGAGGAGGCAGAUUGAAGCUCUGUCAAACCAGCGGGCUCGUGUGGAGGUGGAAAGAGAUAACCUGGCUGACGACCUUCAGAAAUUGAAGCUCAGACUACAGGAAGAGGUUCACCAGAAGGAAGAAGCCGAGAACAAUCUCUCUGCUUUUAGAGCGGAUGUGGACAAUGCCACUCUCGCCAGGUUGGACCUGGAGAGGCGCAUCGAGAGUCUACAAGAGGAGAUUGCCUUCCUCAAGAAGAUCCAUGAAGAGGAGAUCCGUGAGCUGCAGAGCCAGAUGCAGGACACUCAGGUGCAGAUCCAGAUGGACAUGUCGAAACCCGACCUGACCGCAGCUCUGAGGGACAUCCGUAUGCAGUACGAGGCGAUCGCUGCCAAGAACAUCUCAGAGGCAGAGGACUGGUACAAGUCUAAGGUCUCAGAUCUGAACCAGGCUGUGAGUAAGAACAAUGAUGCCCUGCGCUCUGCCAAACAAGAGAGCAUGGAGUACAGACACCAGAUCCAGUCCUAUACCUGUGAGAUUGACUCACUCAAGGGCACCAACGAGUCUCUGCUGCGUCAGAUGAGAGAGAUUGAGGACCGCAUGAGUCGCGAGGCUUCUGGCUACCAGGACACUAUCGCACGUCUGGAGGAAGACAUUGCCAAGAUGAAGGACGACAUGGCCCGUCACCUGAGGGAGUACCAGGACCUGCUGAAUGUUAAGAUGGCUCUUGAUAUUGAGAUCGCCACCUACCGCAAGCUGCUGGAGGGAGAGGAGAGCAGGAUCACCACCACUAUGCCUGUCCAAACUGCCUAUUCCUCAAUUGGAUUUCGAGAGACCAGUCCUGAGUCUCAGCCCCAGCGUUCCUCAGAGAUGCACUCAAAGAAGACGGUUCUUAUCAAGACCAUCGAGACCCGCGAUGGCGAGGUUGUCAGUGAGUCCACACAGCACCAGCAAGACAUCAUGUGAAUGGGAGGUGAUGACAUAAAAACACGUUAUUUACAAUAAGUUAUAAAAAAAAAAGAAUAAAAAUAGGAAACGUAGGCAUCUUCCCAUUGUUGUGUAAUAUGGUUUAUGACAAAUCUUGUCAUACAUGGCGUGAAACGUGGUCAGAGCGAAUUGUGAUGGCAAUUUUUCCGCAUUUUGUCUACGCAACUAUGCAUUUGUGAAAUGGGAUAGAGGAUGGCUUGUGUUAGAGUUUGCGGCUGGAACAAAAGUGGGAAGAUGGUGGUUAAAAAUGUCAAGAAACAUCUAUUGAAAAAGGAACUAAGACAUGUGUGACAUUAUGAUCUUGGCCUUGAGCCGAGAGCGUGUGAUUGCGUGUGCAUCGGCGACCAUGUGGAGCUGCUUCACUCUGACUAAAAUCGCAAAAAUAAAAGACAUUUAUGAUCACAA